AUGGCCGCCAAGGUCAAGGGCCCUAGCGAUGAUGAGGGAUCACCGAUACGGAACAUACAGAGUAUAUCUCUUGGCGGCGAUGGCGUUGAUGGUGGCGGAGAAGGGAGAGGGAGGAUUUGGUCGGGCGACGAUAGGGUCGGGAUGGGUCGGGAGACGGGCGAGAAGCCGGCAGGAUGUGGAGAUUUACGUGGGACUGCCAUCUUUGUUAUGGUGGGCGUGUCUCCUUGCAUGCGCCUGGGCGAUGACAAUAAACCAUACGCACGCAUCCGGGAGUAA
Messenger RNA from Gaeumannomyces tritici R3-111a-1, 276 nucleotides. RefSeq lists its product as hypothetical. Lineage: Eukaryota; Fungi; Ascomycota; Sordariomycetes; Magnaporthales; Magnaporthaceae. The record is from RefSeq and is a predicted model, not a curated record. Bases 1 to 276 code for a protein of 91 amino acids. The transcript has 2 exons.